AUCAUUUCUUUACAUAUCUAUCUAUCAUGAAGAGUUCUAUUAUUGCAAUUACACUUGGUGUCUUCGUUGCGAGUGGCAACGCGGCGCAUUGCUGGACUGCUGGCUCACUUCAACUGGGAUGUUCCGGUAACCAGAAUUUUGCCAACUGGUGUUCUCCUUCAGCCGAUGACCCUUCAAUGGCGAAAGGGCCUCCUAAUAAUAAUUGCCGAUUCAUGAACUAUAUUCCUGAAAUUGGCAAGUUAUAUUGUUGCACUGGGGAAAUCAACUGA
This is a messenger RNA of Bipolaris maydis ATCC 48331, 269 nucleotides long. NCBI's taxonomy places the organism in Eukaryota, Fungi, Ascomycota, Dothideomycetes, Pleosporales, Pleosporaceae. The record is from RefSeq and is a predicted model, not a curated record.